GUUCGCCGCAACGCUUUCCCGUAUUUCCAACGACACAAGACGACAAGACGAGACGUCGAGUCCUUCGAGUGGAACAUUAAUUACCUACCUACCUAACCCUUGGGCACGAGAUACGCUUUCAGAAGUUAUUGUUAGGUGUACACCACGUACUCGGCCAUCGCAUGCACUGUACCUGCCCUCGCCCCAUGCCACCCGCUCCGCAAACCGACACAGGAACAUCCUUCCUCCCCAUCUCCUCCUCCCGCCGCACAUCCUCCUCCUGUACCUCUCCACCAUCCCGCCGCACCACCGACUGAAAAGGAAGCCAGCAAGAGAAAAGCACUGGGAACGUUUACUCGGGCGGAAAAGCAAUGCUCGCAAGCAAUGCUCGCGAUUGGCGCCGCACCGCAGCUCCACAAAUGGACGACCUCGACCUCGACGUCGCUUCUGCUGCUGCUGCUGCUGUUCGUCUGCAGCCCAGUACUCGCGCAGCACCAGCAGCAGCAACAGCAGGGAACCACGACGACGAAUGAGACGACGACGACGGAUAUCUCGCAUACUACCACAACCACCACAUCCACAUCCACAUCCACGCCCACGACAACACCUACCACCACCACUACUCCUACAGCCGUGGUACUCGUCGAAUCCCCCCCGUCCUCGCCCGACGGAGGUGCCGCUAGGACCACGACCACCACGACGAUAACGACCACCGUGCUGCCACACAUUCCCUCCGCGACGAAUUCGAAAUCGAAAUCGAAAGCGAAUGCGUCGAUAGCGGCGGCAGGGGCAGGGGAAGCGGUAUGUCAGUUCCGCACCAUUAAUUACAUCACGCACACGCUGCCGCAGCAAUGUCUGAAGACGAGUUGGUCUGCGCCGGCGCCGACGCAUACUGUCUUUGUCACUUUGGAGGAGGAGGGAGACGCGGGGAAUACUUCCGCUGCUGUGGUGGAAGGGCAGGAAGGGGUUCGGCAGACAACUACGACAACGGGGGAAAGGGAUGGAGCUGUUGAGACGGAUGCGUCGAGAGGGACGUCCUCGCAGUUACAGCCUGAAGAGACGGGGACACCGCAGCAGCCAGAGCACGAGGCAGAGGCCGACUCGCCGCUCGACAACGCGAAUUUCCUGUCGUUCGAGGAGUGGAAGAAGAAGAAUCUCGCGCGUGCGGGCCAGUCGCCUGAGAACGUGGGCCAGGGGCGCGGGUCGUCUUCUGGGUCGGAGGGGAGGCGGCGGCCCCCUGUGAAUAUCAAUGCCCUCGACGCGCUGGGCGAGGAGUCGGAGAUUGAUUUGGAUUUCAGCGGGUUUGGGAAUGUGGAUGAGGAGGGUGGUCCUGGGAGGGCUGGUGCGCCGUAUAGUGGCGGCGGCAGCGGUGGCAGGAAAGAGUCGGAUUCUGCGGAAACUGGGGGUGAUGGCGAGGGGAAGAUUGCACCAAGUUCGUUCACGCUCAGUAAGGAUGCUGGGAAGACGUGCAAGGAGCGAUUCAACUAUGCGUCGUUUGACUGCGCUGCUACGGUGCUGAAGACGAAUAGCAAGGCGAAGAGCUCUACCGCCGUGCUCGUCGAGAACAAGGACAGCUACAUGCUGAACGAGUGUUCUGCGGACAACAAGUUCGUCAUCAUCGAGAUGUGCGACGACAUCCUCGUCGACACGGUCGUCCUCGCCAACUACGAGUUCUUCUCGUCCAUGUUCCGCCACGUCCGCGUCAGCGUCUCCGACAGGUACCCCGUGAAGCUGGACCGCUGGCGGACGGUGGGGGAGUUCGAGGCGCGCAACUCGCGGGACCUCCAGCCAUUCCUGAUCAAGGAGCCCCAGAUCUGGGCACGAUACUUACGCAUUGAGUUUCUUACGCAUUACGGUAACGAAUUUUAUUGUCCUAUAAGCCUGAUACGAAUACACGGAACCACCAUGAUGGAACAGUUCCGACGCGACGAGGAGGAAGCCAGAGGGGAGGACGACUUCGUGGAGCCCAUUGAGGCCGCAGAUGGAGAGCCAGUCAAGACCGCCGUGGCUGUGGCGGAUGACGAUGCUGCUGGAGCUGGUACUGCAGCUGCAGUCCACACCGAGCAGCUGCCGACCGAGCCGGAUCACAAACCCGUAAACGUCGCACCCGACCCACCCAAGCAGAGCGACGACACCGCAACGGCCGCAGAUGGCGCGGAGGCUAGCCAUGCAGUCAGCCACAGCAGCGCUGGGCAUGGAGACGCUGCAGAUGCAGCCACAGAUGCCGCCAUCGCCGUGGAGCAUGAGCCACUGCACAAUGCCACCGCUGCUUCCGACGCCAAGAGCGCGAAUGACCAGCGCGAUGCAGCUUCAGCGGCUUCGUCGGACGCAUACGAGGCUAGCGACGCGAAGGAGCCCGCGGUCGAGAAGAACGACAAGACGCCACGGGCCGAAGCGCCCACCAAGACGACGAAGCAGGCGUCGUCGACGCACAACAAUCAGAACGAGUCAGCAGCGGUGGAGAGCAGGGCCCCUUCGAUUCAAGAUGCCAAGCAAGCUCCAGGAAAGUCUGCCGAACAGAACACGGCGGGCGCUGUGUCGGGAAGUGUAGCGAGCAGACCUGCGACCAAUUCGACGGGCAAUGGAAGUGGAAGUGGAAGUGGUAAUGGCAGUGGUAGUGGGAAUGGAGGCCAGUCGCAGUCCCGUCCUUCGUCGCAGACUCAACCUAAUCCCGCAUCGCCGACCACACAGGAGUCGUUCUUCAAGUCCAUUCACAAGCGGCUCCAGCAGCUGGAGGCCAACAGCACGCUGUCGCUGCAAUACAUCGAGGAGCAGUCGCGGAUCCUGCGAGAUGCCUUCAUCAAGGUGGAGAAGAGGCAGCUCACCAAGACGGAGAAGUUCCUCGAGCAUCUCAACAGCACCGUGAUGCAGGAGCUCAAGAGCUAUCGGAACAUGUACGAGCAGCUCUGGCAGAGCACGAUUCUCGAGCUCGAAGGCAUGAAGGAGAGGCAGCGAGACGAGAUCGGUGAGAUCGGCGCGAGGCUCAGCCUGGUUGCCGACGAACUCGUCUGGCAGAAGCGGAUGGCCGUCGUGCAGUCCACGCUUCUCCUGCUGUGUCUCGGACUCGUCCUCUUCGUGAGGUCCGGCACGCUGGGGAGUCAGUCGGACAUCCCCAUCGUCCAACAGCUGGGCAACACGUACUCGCGGUUCUUCGAGUCGCCGCCAGAGAGCCCGAAUCCGCCCAGCACUGGUGGCUUCCGCCGCCGACGAACCUUCAAGAACAUCUGGAAGAGCGAUACAUCCAUGAAUCUCAGCAACGAGCCUAGUCCUGGCGGCGGCGGCGACGAGCACAUGCAUCGCCAUCACCAUCGCCACCACAGCGAUGGCAUGCCCAACACGACGACGACAUCAGACGUCGUCGUCGAACACAACCUCCCCACCCCCAUCACCCCAACCUGCGCGCCCGACCUCAUCGACACCCCGCACAAAUACUCCGACAGGAACCUCUCUCCCAUGCAGGCUCACGCCCACACCCGUCCUGGUGGUAACCCAGGAGGAGGUCUAACACGCCAGCCAUCAAGCCUCUCACAGAUGGAAUCAGACUCCGACUCCGCCUUUCCCCCCUCACAAUCCCAACCCCAACAACAGCAACCAUCAAAUUCGAACUCGAACUCGAUCUCGAACUCAGCCUCAGAGUCAGACUCCGACGACGCGGAAACCCAACAGCAACAAGAACAACAAGAAUCCCGAGACCGAGACGAUGAAGAACUAGAGGAGGAUGAAGAAGAGCAAGCGCAGAGAAUACAGUUCCUAGCCACGCAGUCCGGCCCCGCGACACCGCACGGCACGCGGGACACCCGCCCCUCGUGGGAGGAAGUCGACCGCGCCGUCGACAUGCUGAAGGCCGCGGCCGUCGAGGAGGAGGAGAAGCGCCAUGGCCACGCGGACGCGGAGUUGAACGGCGACGAUGGCCGGAAGAAGGAGGAGAAGGAGAAUGAGAAGCCGAAGUUGGGACGGUCGGCAAGCUAUGCGGGGCGGAGGGGGGGGAGUGGGCUGAGUAGUAGUGAUGACGAUGAGGCGGAGGAUGAGGUCGUGGAGGGGGAGUUGGAUAUGUGAUGUUGGUG
Aaosphaeria arxii CBS 175.79 is the source of this 4043-nucleotide messenger RNA. RefSeq lists its product as uncharacterized. Lineage: Eukaryota; Fungi; Ascomycota; Dothideomycetes; Pleosporales. The transcript has a single exon. Gene Ontology annotation, biological process: protein folding in endoplasmic reticulum. Bases 364 to 4035 code for a protein of 1223 amino acids. The record is from RefSeq and is a predicted model, not a curated record. Gene Ontology annotation, cellular component: membrane; cytoplasm.